GAAAAAGAAAAAAAAAAAAAAAAAGCAUCACCAUUCGGCCUUUUGUUGUUGAGCUCUCCCUUUCCCUCUUCUAUUUGUCGAAUUCAUCCACCACCGCCACAACAACCACCGCAACUGCCACCGCCAUGUGCGAUCCACCUUUUUUUGAUUGAGCUCUCUUAAUUCAUUUUUACUACAAUUUUAAUUAUUAUUUUAUUUUGCUUUACUGGUUUGAGCGAGUUGUCGUUUCUUUAUCCAAAUAAUGGCGAUUGAAGAGGACGUAGAGAGCUGUGGAAGUAGAGCAGUGGAGUCGUACUCGCAGGCGAAUCCUCGACACCAUAUGCAAAAGCUAGAGGUGUAUAACGAGGUGCUUAGGCGAAUCCAGGAGUUCAAUUAUGAAGAGGCGAAUCUUCCUGGCUUUGAUGAUCAGCUUUGGCUCCAUUUCAAUCGAUUACCUGCGAGGUAUCUUGUUGCUAAUGCAUAGAUAUGCAUUGGAUGUGAAUGUGGAGAGAGCAGAAGAUGUGCUUACGCAUAAGAGACUAUUGCAGUUGGCGGAAGAUCCUGCUAAUCGACCUGCAUUUGAAGUUCGUCUUGUGCAGGUUUAUCCUGUCCUCAAUGAAAUGUCUUUUGAUUCUAUCCUUUCAGAUUGUGCAAUGAAAGAAGAUGCACAAAGUUCUUAUAUGCCAAGCAGACAGAGUGUCCAUCCACCACCUACAUUUGGCUCAACACCUACUCUUGAAGCAUUUGCAUUUCAAGCCAGCAGAUAUCGUCUGGAAGAUGGAGAUAGUGCAGUAAAUUCAGUAUCACAUCUUUCUCGGCCUAUGCACGAGAUCACUUUUUCAACAGUUGAUAGGCCAAAACUCCUUAGUGAGUUGACCUUCUUGGUUGCGGAGAUUGGAUUGAACAUUCAAGAAGCUCAUGCUUUUUCCACUGUUGAUGGGUUUUCUUUGGAUGUGUUUGUUGUUGAUGGUUGGCCACGAGAGGAAACUGAGGAGCUUAAAAAUGCUCUUGAAAAGGAAAUCUUAAAGUUUAAGGAGCAGAGUUGUUCAAAACAAGCUUCUGUUUCUGCUGCGAGCAAGCAGAAUGAAAUGAGGGUCGAAUCUUUUCCUGACUGCAUAGAAAUACCUAGUGAUGGAACUGAUGUCUGGGAAAUUGAUAGCAGUCAGUUAAAAAUUGAAAACAAAGUUGCAUCUGGAUCAUAUGGUGAUCUGUAUAGAGGCACAUAUUGUAGUCAGGAAGUGGCCAUCAAAAUCCUCAAGCCUGAGCGUGUCAGUGCAGAAAUGCUCAGAGAGUUUUCCCAAGAAGUUUACAUAAUGAGGAAAAUUCGACAUAAGAAUGUAGUACAAUUCAUAGGUGCAUGUACCCGACCUCCAAACUUGUGCAUUGUGACUGAGUUCAUGGCUAGAGGAAGUGUAUAUGAUUUUCUCCAUAAACAAAAGGGUGUGUUUAAGCUUCCAUCCUUAAUCAAAGUGGCAACUGAUGUGUCCAGGGGAAUGAAUUAUCUUCACCAAAAUAAUAUAAUUCACAGGGACCUGAAAACUGCCAAUCUUCUUAUGGAUGAAAAUGAAGUUGUUAAGGUUGCUGAUUUUGGGGUUGCCAGAGUGCAAACUCAAUCUGGAGUAAUGACAGCUGAAACUGGAACAUACCGUUGGAUGGCACCUGAGGUGAUUGAACACAAACCAUAUGAUCAUAAGGCUGAUGUUUUCAGCUUUGCAAUAGUAUUAUGGGAACUUCUAACAGGAGAACUUCCUUACUCGUACUUGACCCCAUUGCAAGCAGCAGUAGGCGUGGUGCAAAAGGGUCUACGGCCUACAAUCCCCAAGAACACUCAUCCAAAACUUGCAGAACUUCUUGAGAGAUGCUGGCGACAAAAUCCAAAUCAGAGACCCAGCUUCUCUGAAAUUAUAGAUAUCCUUCAGCAAAUAGCCAAAGAGGUCACAAAUGAGAGGGAAGGUCGACACAAGGAUAAAUCAUCAGGUGGCUUUUUUUCAGCACUGAUAAGGGGUCACUAAGUUGGAAGAAGACAGUAGCUGUUAAUAGUGCAUUCAUGUGCAGGCAAUUUUCCUUCUUACGUACAUUCUAAUUGUACAAAUGCUUUUAUCCAACUCAGUUUUAGCUUUAUUUUGCCGCUUUUCUUUUCUUCAUUGUAAAUAGGAUUUAGUAUGUUUCAUGCAUCUUUUUUUUCCUCCUCCA
Molecule: messenger RNA, 2172 nt
Organism: Hevea brasiliensis (rubber tree)
Lineage: Eukaryota; Viridiplantae; Streptophyta; Magnoliopsida; Malpighiales; Euphorbiaceae
Product: serine/threonine-protein kinase STY17
Exons: 16
Coding region: 375-1991 (538 amino acids)
Biological process (GO): protein phosphorylation
Molecular function (GO): protein kinase activity; ATP binding
Source: RefSeq, a predicted model, not a curated record